ACUGAAUCUUCAUUAUGUUGACCAGAAAAAAAACUUGUCUUAUCAUUCUUGAAAAAAUUGUGAAUGCAAUCUCUAUUUAACAAAAUGUACUAAUUUGUAAUGCGUGAAAAUCAAAGAUGUCAUAUGUGAUUACUGGUUCCUAAAUAUUAUUCUUUUUUAUCAAACAUAAAAAAAAUUAAGAUUAAUAUUUGAAUAAGCUAGAGAAUAAUAACAUUAAAAAGUUGAAUAAUAUAUAGAUCUAAAGUAUAUAAACUUUUUAUUGGUUCUUGAAAAGCCAUAGGCUUUUAGUGCCACUUUCCACAAUCCAAGUUCAGUCAACAUUGGUGAUUUUUCUACUUUUCUGAUUAUAUCUCCUUUUCUGAUUAAACUAAAGUAUGAACCUAGAAGCAAGACAUUGCAAUAAGAAAACUUUUAGAAGUACUUUAUUUCUUAUAUAAUACAUCAGAAGUUAUUACGAACUUUUGUUCACUUCCCUUCUUCGCAAUGAGCUCCAACGAUAGAGAUCAUACAUGGCCCAACGGUCAAGACCACCACUCGUUCUGGCCAAACUCUUCUCGUUACGACUCCACCAGCAAGAUCAUGCUCGCAGCAGUCAUCUCUUCGUCAGCAGUUAUCCUCAUCAUCUUCAUUCUUCAUCUUUAUGCAAGAUUCAUUCUCCAUCGCCGUAGAGAAGCUAGCAGCUUCCGUGGCCUCUCCGUCGUAUUACGCCACCCUUUGCAAACGCCAAAACGUGGCCUCAACCCAACAGUCAUAGCUUCUCUCCCUACUUUCAUCGUUGGAGCCAGAAGUGACGUUGCGGCCGCUACUGAAUGUGCGGUGUGUCUUAGCGUGUUUGAGGAGCAAGACACGGCGAGAGAGUUGCCGAACUGUAGACAUGUUUUUCAUGUUGAUUGUAUUGACACGUGGCUCACCACUUGCUCUACUUGUCCUGUUUGUCGGAAUGAAGUUCAACCAAGGCUGAGACUUGAGCCUGAGCCAAGAGAAGGACCAGUUGGCGAUGGUGCCUCUGGCUCACCACCGACUGCACCACCGUCGUUGGAGGAAGUCAGGCUGAACUCUUCGUCGGUUUCACGAUUAGACUCGUUUAGGAGAAUCUUAACAAGAGAAAGAUCUUCCAACAGGAUAAAUCAUUCUUGUGUUGGCCAAGAACAUGUAGUGGAACUUGAUAGACACUGAGUCUACAUAGAAAAUACAUGAGUUUAU
This is a messenger RNA of Brassica napus (rape), 1203 nucleotides long. RefSeq names its product E3 ubiquitin-protein ligase ATL41-like. The transcript has a single exon. The record is from RefSeq and is a predicted model, not a curated record. Lineage: Eukaryota; Viridiplantae; Streptophyta; Magnoliopsida; Brassicales; Brassicaceae. Bases 484 to 1176 code for a protein of 230 amino acids.